Molecule: messenger RNA, 1756 nt
Organism: Colossoma macropomum (tambaqui)
Lineage: Eukaryota; Metazoa; Chordata; Actinopteri; Characiformes; Serrasalmidae
Exons: 3
Molecular function (GO): GTP binding
Source: RefSeq, a predicted model, not a curated record
GUAAACGACAAUUAAGUAUCGUUUUUGCCCUAAUAUCAACAUUUUAUAUCAACAUUUUACUCCUGACAGAGGAGCAUUUCUACAACACAGGUUAUUCAGCUGUGCCAGAGUCUCCUGAGACAUCUGUAUUAAGCUACAACACAUGGCUUACAGCAGGUCACAAGGGACAUCUUGGACUGUCAGUGAUUUGAUGGAAAAGAGUCAGUUAAUCAGUGAAGGAAAACCAUCACGGUAUUGUCUGCUUACAACCAGAAGUAAUCUAGAUAAAAGUGGUAAAAUCAGAAAAUGGACAUUUGGUCAGCGAUACAUCAACACUCAAAACAAAAUCAUACUGGUGGUGGGAGAAACUAGAACAGGCAAAACCACUCUGAUCAACGGCAUAGUGAAUUACACACUAGGAGUGAAGAUCGAUGAUGAUGUUUGGUUUGAGAUCACAGAAGACAGAGGAGUGAAUCAAACUGAACCUGAAACAGCAGAUCAGACAGAAAAACAAACAACUGAAAUCACUGUCUAUGAAGUUUUUGUCCAGGAGAACCAAAUCUCUGUUACCAUCAUUGACACACCAGGUUAUGGAGACACCAGAGGAGCAGAAUAUGAUCAACAGAUUGCUGAAAACUUGUUUAAACUGUUUAAAAAUGACACUGGAGUGAAGGAAAUAGAUGCAGUGUGUCUGGUAGUGAAGGCAGCUGAGAAUCGUCUCUCUGACAGACAGCAUUACAUUUUUGAUGCAAUUCUGUCUCUAUUUGGUGAAGACAUAGAGGAGAACAUUGUGUUUUUUAUGACACACUCAGAUGGAGGACCACCAACAAACAUCAUUAAUGCCAUCAAGAAAGCGAAGAUUCCUUGCAGGAAAGAAAACGGAACUGAUCCUGUUUAUUUCUUAUUCAACAACCGGCAAGCUGAGCAACGGACCACGAAACAUCAGAAAGCAUAUCAGUUUGCUUGGGAGCUCACAGAGGAAAGUCUAAAGGAUUUCUUCACAUCUUUGAAAGACCAGAACACAAAAAGCUUAGAAAAGACUGGAAGAGUUCUGACAGAGCAAAUUCGACUGAAAGCCUGUGUUUCUAAUCUGCAGGAACGCAUUGAAUUCAAGGAGCUCAAACAGGAAGAACUGACUCAGAUUCAGGAAGCCCUCAAAGAAAACCAGGAAAACAUUGAGAGAAAUGAAAACUUUUCUUUUACAGUCACCAGGAGUCACAAGGAGAAAGUCAGCAUUGGAAACGCUUCACAUUGGGACAGAAAGGCAACCUGUUGCUCCGUCUGUCAGGAGAACUGUCAUGAGUACGACUGCUGGUGUGCCAUCAACCCCUUUUUGUGUGAAGUCAUGAAAGAUGGUCGCUGCACUGUGUGUUCAGGGAAGUGUCACUACAGCCAACACAUCAGAGAGAACAAGAAAUAUGUUACAAAGAGUGAAAAGGUAGAAAUCAUGUAUACGGAUGUGAUCAAACAAUAUGGCAGCACUGACGAGUCCACAGCAGAUAUCAGUUUAGACUCCGAGAAAUUUGAGCAGAAAGAAGAGAGGAUAAGCAUAGAGACCAGACUGAAAGAAGAACUGAGUGAGACUGAAAAAGAAAAGACCCAACUGGUGGAAGAGGCCUGCAACACCAUCAUCAGACUGUCUGAGAUUGCAUUAAAACCAGACUCUGCCUUCAUUAUUGAAUCUCUGGACUUCUUGAUCCCCCAAGCUGAGGAAUCUGGACAUCUCGACUGGGCUCAGAGACUGAAGGAGCUGAGGAAGAUUGAACCUGAAGCACAU